This is a messenger RNA of Lytechinus variegatus (green sea urchin), 1083 nucleotides long. Its product is annotated as eukaryotic translation initiation factor 2A-like. The transcript has 5 exons. NCBI's taxonomy places the organism in Eukaryota, Metazoa, Echinodermata, Echinoidea, Temnopleuroida, Toxopneustidae. The record is from RefSeq and is a predicted model, not a curated record. Bases 121 to 744 code for a protein of 207 amino acids.
UGUCAAUUUGCUACACAGAAACACCAUAGAUAAGAUCCACGCCAAAGUUGGAAUUUACUUUUCUUUGUUUAAUAGUAAUCAAAUUUACCAAUUACUUUGUGUGGCUGGCAUCGAAUCGACAUGGCAGAUGUUGAUUGGUUUUCUGGUGAAGGGGGAGGAGAUGGAGGAGGAGGUAAAUCAGGGAAAAAGAAUCAGAAGAGACGAGCCAAGGCUAAGAAGAGUAAGAAUGAAAGCAGUGUUUCCUCCCAGGCACCUCAGGUUGAUCCAAUUGAAGAGCUCAGGCAGAGACUAGCUGAUGCCAAAAUCAAUAAGGACCAGAAAUUGGCAGGAAAACUCAGGCAACAACUUUGGAUCGUUCAAGACUUAACAGCUGGAGUGAAACCACAAGUAGAUCCAGAAGACCGAGAUGGACAAGCCAUGGUGAAAGAGUUUGAAAGGACUGGUAUCAUAUCUCUCCCCUCUAACAAUGCAGCAAGCCCAGAGAGUAAGGUGGAAGAGGAGGUCCCGCAGUCUGGACCAGUCUUCUUUACCCCCGUAGCUGGCGGUGCGGUGAUAGAAGACAAGAGACUGAAAAACCUGAACAAGAAGUUGAAGCAGAUUGAGACUCUCAAGGAGAAGCAAAGGAAAGGGGAGAAACUAGAAUCUAAUCAGCUAGAGAAGAUCAAAUCAGAAGCUGCCGUCCACCAAGAAAUCCAGGAGAUCGAGGAACUCAUCAGUAAACUUUCUGCUCAGAUCAAGAGUUGACAUCGGCUGCUCAUCUUCAAGAAAAAGCAAACAGUUACCUCAUACUUAUGCAAAAUACUGUCUUCAGAUUUUGAUAGGCCUUUUGCGAGAGUCUCUGGCAUUUCGUGUGCUUAUGAGGCAACAAGUGAACUGAAUGGCUGUCACCUCAUUGGGACUCUAAAUUGCAGAAUUACUUCUGCUUACCACUUGGUCUAAUUGCAAUUUUAGCCCAUUUACCUUUUUGUCUAAUUUUCAGUUAGGCUCUACCCAUUAAAUUGUCUAAUAUCCAAUUGAUUUAUUUUAUCAUUUAGUCUAUAGUGUUAGGUAAACUGCUCAUGAAUCUAAUUUUUGUGUGACAAA